AUGACAAAACCUUCUGUUGAAAAUGAAGAGCCUGGAAUAAUUUAUAAAGUAGCAGGAUCUUUAGUUAUUGCUGAACGUAUGAGUGGAACAAGAAUGUAUGAAUUAGCUAAAGUUGGUUGGAAUAAAUUAGUUGGAGAAAUUAUUAGAUUAGAAGGGAAUUAUGCCUAUAUACAAGUUUAUGAAGACACUUCUGGUUUAUCUGUUGGAGAUCCUGUUACAAAAACAGGUAAUGCUUUAUCGGUAGAAUUAGGUCCUGGAAUUCUAGAUAAUAUUUAUGAUGGAAUUCAGAGGCCUUUAGAAAGAAUUGCUAAUAUAUGUGGCGAUGUUUAUAUAUAUAAAGGAAUUGAUUUGACAUCUUUAGAUCAUGAUAAGGAGUGGCAAUUUUAUUGCAAUAAAAAGCUAAAACUAAAUGAUAUAGUAACAGGUGGUGAUAUAUUUGGGUAUGUUGAUGAAAAUAAAUUAUUUAAAGAACAUAAAAUUAUGGCUCCUCCUAAUGCCAAAGGACGUGUUACUUAUAUUGCCCCUGAUGGAACUUAUACUUUAAAAGACAAAAUAUUUGAAUUAGAAUAUCAAGGAAAAAAAUAUACUUAUGGCCUAUCUCAUUUGUGGCCUGUUAGAGAUCCAAGACCUGUUUUAGAAAAAAUAACAGGUGAUACUUUAUUAUUAACAGGUCAGAGAGUUUUAGAUUCUUUAUUUCCAACAGUACAAGGUGGUACAUGUGCUAUUCCAGGUGCUUUUGGAUGUGGAAAAACGUGUGUAUCUCAAGCUUUAUCAAAAUAUUCAAAUAGUGAAGUUAUUAUAUAUGUAGGAUGUGGAGAAAGAGGAAAUGAAAUGGCAGAAAUUUUGUCAGAAUUUCCAGAAUUAACAACAAAAGUAGAUAAUGAAGAAGUUGGAAUUAUGCAAAGAACUUGUUUGGUAGCUAAUACAUCAAAUAUGCCAGUUGCUGCAAGAGAAGCUAGCAUUUAUACUGGAAUUACUUUAUGUGAAUAUUUCCGUGAUAUGGGUUAUAAUGCCACUAUGAUGGCCGAUAGUACUAGUAGAUGGGCAGAAGCCUUAAGAGAAAUUUCGGGAAGACUAGCUGAAAUGCCUGCUGAUAGCGGAUAUCCUGCAUAUUUGGGUGCAAGAUUAGCUUCUUUUUAUGAACGCGCAGGAAAGGUGAAAUGUAUUGGUUCUCCAUCUCGUAUCGGUUCUAUUACCAUUGUUGGUGCAGUUUCUCCACCAGGAGGAGAUUUUUCAGAUCCAGUAACCACAGCUACUAUGUCUAUUGUACAAGCUUUUUGGGGAUUGGAUAAAAAACUUGCACAGAGAAAACAUUUUCCAUCUGUUAAUUGGUCCACUUCUUUUUCAAAAUAUAUUAGACAAUUAGAACAAUACUUUGAUAAUUUUGAUCAAGAUUUUUUGUCCUUAAGACAAAAAAUAAGUGAUAUAUUGCAACAAGAAAGUGAUUUGAAUGAUAUUGUUCAAUUAGUUGGAAAAGAUUCUUUAUCAGAAGAUCAAAAAGUAGUAAUGGAAGUUGCAAAAAUUAUAAGAGAAGAUUUUCUUCAGCAAAAUGCAUUCAGUGAUUAUGAUUACAUGUGUCCUUUGCAAAAAACUGUAGGUAUGAUGAGAAUUAUUUGUCAUUUUUAUGCACAAUGUUUGAGAACUUUACAAGAAUAUGACUCAAGAGACAGAAAAAUUGGAUGGGGAUCUAUAUAUAAUACUUUAAGACCUACUAUAAAUAAAAUUACUCACAUGAAAUUUGAAUCUCCAAAAAAUUCAGAUGAAUACUUUAAAAAGUAUUUUAAGGCAUUAGAAGAAGAAAUAACUGUUGGAUUACGAAACUUAGUCGAAAAAUAA
This is a messenger RNA of Plasmodium gallinaceum, 1836 nucleotides long. RefSeq names its product vacuolar ATP synthase subunit a, putative. Gene Ontology annotation, molecular function: proton-transporting ATPase activity, rotational mechanism; ATP binding; ATP hydrolysis activity. The transcript has a single exon. Gene Ontology annotation, cellular component: proton-transporting V-type ATPase, V1 domain. The record is from RefSeq and is a predicted model, not a curated record. NCBI's taxonomy places the organism in Eukaryota, Apicomplexa, Aconoidasida, Haemosporida, Plasmodiidae. The coding region runs from base 1 to 1836 and encodes 611 amino acids. Gene Ontology annotation, biological process: proton transmembrane transport; ATP metabolic process.